UCGUCAAAUCGGUGCAGUGCGUUCAGUCCAGUGUUGGUUUUGCGCGCGCACGGCGUUCUCACACGUAGUAUACACACGCGCGCCCGCCGUCGUCCGUCAAUAGUAAUACGAUUUUUGUAUCAGCCGUCGUCGUCGUCGUCGUCGUCGUCCUUCCGCUGUUCCGUACACCGGCGAUCGUCCGCGGCACGUUCGUAAACGAUAUCGGUCGACGCGCGUUACAUCAGCGCGCCCGCUAACACCGUCGUAACAACAUUGGUGCGUUGUAUUAAAUUUUCACGUCGAUCGAGCGCGCGCGCGCGCCCAAACACCGCGGUCUUCGGGGGGGGCGCGUAUAAUUGUGUUGCACCGUUAACAGUGGUGUUCGCGCGAGAAACACGAUCAAGUAUAGACGCCGUCCCUCGCGUAUUUUCUUUUUUUCUUUUCCCGAACCCGCCGCCGAACGGUCGUCCUCCUCUCGCCGUGCCCACCAAAGGCGCGCGGCCGUUAUGCGCAGCCAGCGAUCGUGAUCACCGCCGCGGAACCAUCGACUCGCACUGGACGCGGGUGCGCAUGCAGAUUAACCGACACGUGCCGCCCCAGCAGCCGUCUCCGACCCUUGACCGUCGAGGUCCAUGCGACCUUUUCGCACGCACGCACCACACGAACGCCACUAAGAUCUCACUGAAAUGAGACGUCUCAAAAUUAUAUUCAUUUGUAAGCUGACAAUAUGUUUACUAACAUGGUCCAUAUUUGUAGCAGAUUUAGAUGCACUACGAGGGUCGGCUGUUGUACUUCAAGCAAGAACGAAAGCAGACAAAAAAAAUUCGGACCUGGAUGAAGCAGCGGUUGAGUUGGACGAAAAUGGGGAACAAAUUGUCGAACUGAACGUGACUACGACUACCAAGCCCACGUUGACGGGCAUACCGCAGAUCGACUACGUGCACGACCCAAAUCUGCCCAGAGAACUCAACGGGUACAACUUGUCAGAAUAUCCGUUCUUGAACUCGGUGCCCGAGGAGAUCGAAUUCAAAUGCGACGGGUUGCACGAUGGAUUUUAUGCUAGCGUGCCCCAUAAAUGUCAGCUCUACCAUCAUUGUCUGUUCGGCACGAGGUUCGACUUCCUGUGCGCCAACUACACCGCUUUCGAUCAAAAGACAUUCAUUUGCCAUUUCGUGUCCCAGGUGGAUUGUCCAAAUUCGGCCAAGUACUUCAACAGAAAUGAAGCGUUGUACAAAGCGGCCGAGACGACGACACUAUCGACGACCACUACGUCCACAUCGACAACUCCUGCUCCACCACCUCCGCAACAACAGCAGUUUUACCAGCCACAACAACAGCAACAACAGCCGUUCUACCCGCAGUAUCAGCAGCAACCACAACAGCAGCAGCAAAUGCCGUAUGAAGGACGAAGGGCCAUGCCACCCGGAUUCGCUCAGGGCCGGAAACGCAGGCCCACAUACAGAAGACGUAGGCCCGUGUAUGAGUAUUAUUAUGUAGACGACUAUGACGACCAACAGGAUUACUACGACGACAGCGUCGAACACAUGCCGGUAGCAAAAAAACCCAUCAGGAAACAUUCUAGGUUCAACAACUACAAGCCGACGGAUCUGGAAGCGGAUUACCAGGAGAGCAGUUCUUCCGAAUCGGAUGCGCAGCCAAACGGUAAUUUCAAACAAAACAGAGGACAGCAGCACCAGCAACAGCAUCAAAAACAACCACAGCAACAGCAACAGCAGUACCAAUCGCCGCAGCAACAGCCGCAGCAGCAGCAGCAGCAGCAGCAGCAGGCUACGGUAGUGACGAAAAACGUGUCGAACCAAAUAGGAUCGGUGUACGACAAGCCUAGGGCUCCACCAAAGAUCCGUCGGCCGGUGCCGAUCACCGAACGGGAGCGGUACGAUUACACUUCCGCGUCAAAAACGGGCCAACAGCCAGUGGCCGCUGCUUCGCCGUCCACGACCCCCUCGACUACGACCACGACAACCACUACCACCACCACCACCACCACCACCGAAGCUCCGCCUGCAAAGUCCGUGGCAUCCAAAGGCGCCAAGGAGCUGCAACGGCCGGUGAUCGAAGAACCAGUCGAGUAUUACGACGAUGAAGAGGAAGAGAUGGCCGAAGACGAGUACGCAUUAGAACCGGAAGCGCCGGUAGCCAUCAAGCCCGCGGCCGUUGUCAAACCCGAGCCACCAGUAAAGCCGGCCAAAGCGACCGCUCGGACGUCCGUGGUGACGACGGUCGAUUACGACACGGUGGAUCGCAGCGGCCGGCGGCCGACGUCGGUUACGGCCGCGCGACCCAAAGCCAAUAAUAAAGUGCUGGCCCCGGCACAGCCGCUACCGGUCGCGGCGCGCAUGAGGCCGGCCGUGACUGCGUCAGCGGCGGCGGACGACUACGAGGACGAACUACCGGCCGCGGCCACGCGGAAGUCCAUCGCCGCGGCGACCAAACAACGCGCGUCCGGUCCGUUCUUGGUCAGGCCUCAGAAACCGGGCAAAGUCCGGUCACCAGCCAUGGCCGCUGCGGUCGUGGACGACGGAGAAGAAGAACCCGCGGUCUACCAGCAGCCGCAACGGCAGUCACAGAGGGUCAGCGUCCGGCAAGUGAUGGCCGGGCCGCACAGGUACAGAUCUCCGCAGCAGCAGCAGCAGCAGCCCGUGGACCAACCUCGCGCGCAGUACAGCAACAAAAACGUGAGGGCGGUACCGGCGGCUAACCGGAGGCCAAUGCGACCCGUCUACGAGUACGCGGACGAGUACUACGACGAGUAAACAUAGCGAUAAUAUAAUAAUAAUAGAAUAAUAAACGUGCGCACGACGACGGUCGCGGCCAGCGAUGCGAUGGCGUUACGAAUAGCUAUUAGCUGCAGCCUGCGGCCACUGUCGUCGGACGACGGGGAAAAAAAAAGGCUCAUGUGUAAUAUUAAAUAUUAAUAAUGAUAAUGUAUCAUCGUGUCGGACACGUGGCGAUACUAUUAUCAUCUGUAGACAUAAACGAAAUAUCAUUAUUAUAAUUAUUAUUAUUAUUAAAUAAUUAAUUAUUACAAUAUAUUAUAUACAUAUAUUUAUAUA
Messenger RNA from Sipha flava (yellow sugarcane aphid), 3053 nucleotides. Its product is annotated as myb-like protein K. The record is from RefSeq and is a predicted model, not a curated record. Gene Ontology annotation, cellular component: extracellular region. Gene Ontology annotation, molecular function: chitin binding. Bases 666 to 2753 code for a protein of 695 amino acids. The transcript has 7 exons. NCBI's taxonomy places the organism in Eukaryota, Metazoa, Arthropoda, Insecta, Hemiptera, Aphididae.